Messenger RNA from Paramecium tetraurelia, 846 nucleotides. RefSeq lists its product as uncharacterized. The record is from RefSeq and is a predicted model, not a curated record. Gene Ontology annotation, molecular function: calmodulin binding. Lineage: Eukaryota; Ciliophora; Oligohymenophorea; Peniculida; Parameciidae. The transcript has 5 exons.
AUGUAACAGGAAAGCAUAUACAACUUAAUUCCAAAAGAGUAUGUCCCUCCACCUAAGGAGCCCAUGUAUAGAUCUGCAUAUCCUUCAAAUCUUGUUCCUACUGGCAGCACUUUUAAUAACUACACAACAAGCAGACCAAAAAUUAACAAUAUCAAUGGAGAAUUUGAAUUAGUCAAAGGUCCUCAUUCUCACAAAGGAUAGUCUAAUUCGUUGGGUAGACCCAAAGGCUCAUAUAAACCUGAUACAACUAUGUUCAGAUUGAAGAACACUGGAACCAUGGGAUCAAAUUAAUUACCUGAGAUUCAAUCUUAUAAAUAUCCACCCUCUGUCAAACCCUAAGUCCCUAAAAAGGAUGAGAAGCCAAUACAUGGUUUGAAAUCAAAUAAAAACUUUAUAAUAACGAAUGCUGUUGAAAAUAUCCUAUCGGCCCCAAAGUAAAUUGUUGAAGAUGUUGCUUGGACAUCCAAAAAGGAUUAUGGGAAGGUUCCAGAUUAUUUAACCAAAAUAAAAUCAAGCAUUUCUAGUGAAUAUGAAAUCAUAAGAAACAUGCAUAUUAGUGAGGCAGAAGAAAUGGACAAAUAAAAAUAUCUUAUGUCUUUGGAAGAAGUUCAAUAACUAAAGGAAGGACUCAAAAAGAAAUGGGAAUCAGUCAAUAAAGAGUAUUAAUCAAUUACUCAUAUCAGAAUGAUUGACACCGUUGGUUUGAAAAGAAAGAAGGAGUAAUGUGAAAAGGAAUUAGCCUAAUUAGAAAAAGAUAUAGAAAAAUUAAACAAGAACUAUGUAUUUGUUGAUACAUAAAAGUGAUUCCAUUUUAUAAUAUCAAUAGCAAUUUUAGUAUAUUUCCAA